GACGCACCGAUAGUCAAGUUCAAAAAGCGCGGCGCAAAAGCCGCACCGCGCAAGCCAGCAGCGCCACCACCCUCGGACUCGGAUUCCGCGUCAUCUGGCUCCGAGGCCGAAAACGAAGACGGCCGCGUCGUCAAGCGCCGCAAGACGACCGCCAGCGCGCUCAGAGCCUCGACUGCGGCCCAGAAACGCAGCGCCGGGGGGGUUGAAGGCACAACGCAAUACGCCGCCAACCGCUCGGGCGAGAUCCAAGCCAACUCUGACGCGACCAAGCAAUCGAACUGGUUCGAAGGCGAGAGCCCCGCGCCAUCGGCAAAAGAGCUGCUGGGCAGCACGCGCGCGUUAUCCUCGAAACAGCCGACAUUCGUGGAGAAGCCCGCCGACGCGCCGCGCAAGGCGCUGGGCCCGCAGAAGGGAAGCAGCAACGUGCGGACCAUCACGACAACCGACUACACGCCCGACGUGUGCAAGGACUACAAGCAAACGGGCUUCUGCGGGUUCGGCGACAACUGCAAGUUCCUGCACGCGCGCGAGGACUACGCGGCGGGGUGGAAGCUGGACCGGGAGUGGGAGCUGUCACAGCUGGGGGGCAAAAAGGGAAAAGCAACGGGGACAGUCGUGGCGAGCGCGAACCGCGGUGCCGACAAUGGGGAUGCGGGCGCAGACGCUGUGGAUCUCGCGCUGCUGGAGAAGAUACCGUUCGCGUGCAUACUGUGCAAGGCGCCGUACAAGAGCCCGAUUGUGACAAAGUGCGGGCACUACUUCUGCGAGCCGUGUGCGCUGAAGCGGUACCGGCGCGAUCCGACGUGUGCGGCGUGCAGCGCUAAGACGUACGGCGUGUUCAACGGCGCCAAGAAUCUGGCGCGGUUGCUAGAGAAGAAGCAGAAGUGGGAGGAUAGGAAAAAGGCCGAAGCCGAGGCCGAGGCGGCGGAG
Messenger RNA from Didymella exigua CBS 183.55, 930 nucleotides. RefSeq lists its product as uncharacterized. The annotation marks the transcript as partial. Gene Ontology annotation, cellular component: U2-type spliceosomal complex. NCBI's taxonomy places the organism in Eukaryota, Fungi, Ascomycota, Dothideomycetes, Pleosporales, Didymellaceae. Gene Ontology annotation, molecular function: metal ion binding. Gene Ontology annotation, biological process: snoRNA splicing. The transcript has a single exon. The record is from RefSeq and is a predicted model, not a curated record.